Messenger RNA from Geosmithia morbida, 5043 nucleotides. RefSeq names its product kinesin family member 4/21/27. The transcript is spliced from 4 exons. The record is from RefSeq and is a predicted model, not a curated record. NCBI's taxonomy places the organism in Eukaryota, Fungi, Ascomycota, Sordariomycetes, Hypocreales, Bionectriaceae. Gene Ontology annotation, molecular function: microtubule motor activity; microtubule binding; ATP binding. Bases 1 to 5043 code for a protein of 1680 amino acids. Gene Ontology annotation, biological process: mitotic spindle organization; microtubule-based movement.
AUGGCAUCUUCGCCACCAGUAUCGCCUAGCCCGUACCAGCGCCCGGCCAGCGCCAUCGCCAGACCUGCUAACCGCACCAGUAGCCGCCUGAGUAUGAAUGGUAGCAGGAUCGUUACUGGCGGUAGCAGAGCCUCGGAUGAGGAUAGUCGCACGGCCGUUAAAGUCGCCGUGCGCGUCCGUCCCCCCCUGAAGAGUACCGAUCCUGGCUACGAGCUCAUCCCACAACGUUUCCAACGAUCGAUGGUCCAGACCACGUCCAACACCAGCUUGGCUAUCGACUCACCCCAGGGACGGAAACUCUUCGUUUUCGACCGCGUGUUCGGAUCCGACGUUACACAAGAAGGCAUCUGGGACUACCUCAGUGACUCUGUACAAGCAUUCACCCAGGGGUACAAUGUCUCGCUGCUGGCUUACGGCCAGUCGGGUGCUGGUAAAUCUUACACGAUGGGUACCUCCGGCCCCGGUGAGCAACAUGAUGAGGAUAUCAUGGGCGUCAUCCCUCGUGCUGCCCGCGCCUUGUUCGAGGUGCUCGAGGUUCCCACUGUCACAUCUCCCAACAAGACCUCGAACCGCAACUCCCUAUCGCAGCUCAAGACCCCACGUGCAUUCAACCAGCAUACCAUGCUCGGUGACCGUAACUGGUCUCUCAAGGCUACAUACGUCGAGAUUUACAACGAGCAUCUGCGCGAUCUCCUGGUUGCCGAGUCCACCCCGGUGGGUGAGCGCGGAGCUGUUGCCAUCCGUGAGGACACCAAAGGCAACAUCAUCCUCACCGGCCUUCAGCAAGUUGAAAUCAAUUCGGUUGAGGACUUGAUGGGUGCCCUCAACUUUGGCUCCGCCAUUCGCCAAACAGACGCCACAGCUAUCAACGCAAAGUCAUCACGCUCUCACGCCGUCUUCUCCCUCAACCUCGUACGACGCCGAAAGACGUCGACUGCCGAGAAGCGCUUCUCUGUGCCUCUUGAGACCCUUUCUGGCAGCGACGUUCCUAGCACUACAGACAGCAAACUCCACUUCGUUGACUUGGCUGGCAGUGAGCGCCUGAAAAAUACGGGUGCUCACGGCGACAGGGCCAAGGAGGGUAUCUCCAUCAACGCCGGCCUCGCGUCGCUUGGCAAGGUCAUCAGCCAACUCUCGUCUCGCCAGCCUGGGUCACACGUGUCGUACCGUGACUCUAAACUCACCCGUCUGCUCCAGGACUCUCUCGGUGGCAACGCCAUCACCUACAUGAUUGCUUGCGUUACCCCUGCCGAGUUCCAUCUGAGCGAGACGUUAAACACGGUACAAUACGCCCAGCGUGCCCGCGCCAUCCAGUCCAAGCCCCGCAUUCAGGAGGUUGAGGAGGGUGACAAACAGGCCGUGAUCGACCGCCUCAAGGCUGAGGUUGCCUUUCUCCGCGAGCAGGUCAGCAACAGUAACAGCAACAGGCAACCCAGCCCCCGCCGGGGUGCAGCCGGCCCUGCCGACAAGCCAGAUCGUCACAGUGAACGCGAAUCUGAGCUGCAGAACCAACUCCUUGACGCUCAGGAGAAUUAUACCGCCUUGGGCCAGCGUCAUGCAAAGCUUAUUGCCGAGCUUGCUAAGGCCCGUGAGAAUGAGUUGGCUGCUGAAAACGCCCAGGCCGACGACGCUGGUGACAGCGCCACUGAUCGCCUCAACCGCUCCAACUCGUUUGCACAGGCUGUCGAGCAGGUUGUCCUCGAGUACGAGAAGACGAUCCAGUCACUGGAACAGUCCUUGUCGAGCACGCGCAGCAUCCUUUCCAACACAGAGGCCAGCCUCCUGGAGAAGGAGACCAGGUGUGCCUACGCCGAAACCAUCAGCAACCAGUUACAGGCGCGCCUCCAGAAAGUCAUGGACCGCGAGGCCAGCACUGAGAACUACCUUCACGACCUCGAGGCCAAGCUGGACGGCCACACCAGUGGCGAAGAGAAAAAUGCUACCAUUAUUAUGGAGCUCCGGAAGGAGAUCUCGCGCAUCCGAGAGAAUGAAUCUUCGUGUGAGGAGUACAUAUCGACAUUGGAGGAGCGCCUCGCCGAAGCUGACCAGGAUUCUGAGCUCAUGCAACGCGAGAUCGACCGUCUCGAGCAAGUGGUUGAGCGCCAACGCAGCCUCGGAAAGCUCGACACCCUUCUUCAUGAGCUCGACGAGGUCAAGGAGGCCAGACAGCCCGAGCCCGAUACGCGAGAGGCCGCUAUUAACGGAACGGGUCGCCGGCGUGGCGGCAGCACCGCCGGUCACUCGCGAGCGCAGUCGCAUGUUAGCCGCCACAGCCAGAUCGAGGAGCCCAUUCCUGAGGGCGACGAGGAUGCUGACUUCCCCAACGACGCCGAGCCCAAGAUCACCACAGUCAAGGAGGAGGAAUCGGAGGAGAGGCGUGGCGAGAGUCUGGUGUCGGAGACCGCCAAGCUGAACCGCCGUGAUUCUGCCCAGUCUCGUUUCGUCUACGACAAGUUGGAAAAUGUUACCCAGGAGCUUAUCGACCUGCGUGUUGACCACGAGGCGACUGUCAACCAGUACGACCUGCUCCACUCCAAGUACGAGGAGGCCAUGGCCAAGGUUGCCGAGCUGCAAGAUGCCAUUGAUGAGUCCCGCCACAUGAAACAUAAUGUCCGGGACUCAGUCUUAUCCGACGCGGCUCCAGCUGAGCGUCCUGAAUCCUUCUUGUCGGAGAUGCAGGAGGGCGAUUCGAAGUUUGGAGUUCGGUCGUCUGUUUCGCGCUCACUCUCCUCGGAGCUAUCGUCGGCUAUGGAUUCCCCUGCUACCGUGGACACUUCCAACUGCGACGUCACCUCUGAGGAUGAGACGGCCACCACUAAACCUGGUGCCUCCACCGAGGAUUUGUCGCGGGCUCCUGCCUCGGCCACCCUGGGUGACAGCGACACAACCACAGGCGCAGACAAUAUGUGGAUCCACUCGGAGCUUCAGCGUCUGAAAGCUGCCGCUGAGGCAAAGGACGUUGCUGAGAAGGAGCUUGCCAGCAAGUACGCCGAACUAGAGCUCAGACACAACGCCACCCUCGACAUGGUCGAGGAACUGAAGACGGAGGUCUCCAAGGCCAAGGCCAACGAGGCCAGCUCCCCGCGCACCGCCAACCCCGUCAUCCGCCGCAAGUCGAGUCAGAACCUCCUCAUCGACCGCGCCCAUCGUUCGUUUGCGUCGCUGCGAAACAUCGCCAACGACAACUUUGGGGACGAGCCUGAGGUGAUGCGGAACUUUGAGAUCAACAUCAAUGCGGCCAUGCACGAGCUGCACUCUCGGAGCGAGCGUAUCCAGGAGCUCGAGGCCGACAUGGCCUCCGCCAAGAAGGAGAUGGAGACCAAGAUGACCAUAAUCUCAGGUCUCACGCGUGAACGCUCCAGCUUGAAGGCCAGCCCCAUGGACAUGUCCAUGGUGGCGAGUCUCCAGGACAGGCUUGAACAGAGCGAGAGGCGUCUGGAUUCAAUGCGGGAGGCGCACGAGGCGCCGAAGGCCAAGGUUACAGCGUCAGACCUGAACGCAGACAAGGAUCAAGCAACCAGAGAUGCCGAUGAGAAACAGCACAACCUCAUCAACUUCCUGCGCAAUGAGGUCGACGAGUACAAGGCCAUCAUCAAUAGCAAUGCCACCAAGGUCGCCGAGCUAGAGAGAGUCUACUCAAGUACCAAGGCUCAACUGGAUGAUGUCGCGAAAUCUCACUCUGCCACCAUGGCUGAGCUCGAGAAUGUCAACAAGGCCCUCGAUACUGCCACGCAGGAGUCAUCAGCCCGCCGUGAGCUGGUGUCCAAGCUCGAGGACCAAAUGGCGUCGCUUGAGCAGGAAGCCAAGACCCACCAUGAGAGCAUGGACGCGCUCAAGACCGCUCAUGCUUUAGAAUUGGCCGAACUCAGGACCCGUGAGCAGAAGGGCUACGAGGAGCAGGUCGAGGUUCUCAUGGGUGAGCACGCUGAUGCUAUCCAGAAGCUUGAGGAGGAACUCGCAGGUUCUAGGGAACAACUCUUGACCGUUGCCACAACGGUCGCCAACGCCCUAGGUAUCGAGGCCAGCACAGACAAGCUCAAUGAGAGGAUUGAUGCGCUGGCGGCCGACCAGAAGGCCCUUGCUGCCGAGCGCAAGAAGACUGGUGAGAUGGAGUCGCACGUCGCUGAACUCUCGACUAUCAAUGAAACCCUCAUGAAUGACCUGGAGGCUACCAAGAAGGCUCUUUCCGACAUGGUCCCCGACGGCGGCAACUCGCUUGCCGACCAGCUGUCUGCCGUCAAGACCAAGAUUUCCGACCUCGACAGCUUCAACAAGAAGAACAGCCGUCUUGUUGAGGAGCUCGAGGACCAGCUUCAGAAUAACUUUGACGAGGCCCAGAUGACCAACAACCGUCUGAGUUCGCUGCAGAGCGAGCGCAACUCGCAGAUUGAGGAGGCGUCGACGACGCGCAUGCGCAUGCAAGCCGAAUUGGAGACGAUUCGAGAGGAGUAUGCUUCGCUACAGGCCAGAUACAUCGAAGUUUCCGGCUCGGAUGUUACGCGAUCAAACUCCAACUCCACUGUCCGCAAGAGCGCCUCGCACACAUCGCUCCCCUCGCCGCCGCCGGCAAUUCCUCUACCGCCUCUGCCGAACGGCUCUUCUUCGCCGCCGCCACCUGUCAACGGUGUGCCUAGCUCGCCCACGAGCUCGAUGCGCCCUCUCAGCAAGGACAAUAUCAAUAUUUCUCAAAUAACUGAGGACCAGGAAGCGCGUAUUCGCACCAUUGAGAAGCACCUCUAUGCCGAGCGGCAACUAACGCAGACGCUGGAGGAGGCUCUCACGGAUCUAGAGAAGCAGUCCAACAAGGUCAAGGCGGACUGCGACGCGUGGAGGAAGAAGGCCUUGUCCCUAGAGAACGAGAUGAAGGAGCUUAGGAGUCAGAGCUCUCCCGAACCUCGGCAGGACAACCGCUGGAGUCUGCAGGCAGUCGAGGAGGAACGCAAGAAACGCCAGGCUGCCGAGGCGGCACGCAAGCAGCUCGAGGAGCGCAUGAAUGCCAUCAACAAGGGCAAAAAGAAGAAGGGAAGCCUAAACUGCUUCUAG